Molecule: messenger RNA, 1164 nt
Organism: Cynoglossus semilaevis (tongue sole)
Lineage: Eukaryota; Metazoa; Chordata; Actinopteri; Pleuronectiformes; Cynoglossidae
Gene: tmem134
Product: transmembrane protein 134
Exons: 8
Coding region: 273-899 (208 amino acids)
Source: RefSeq, a predicted model, not a curated record
AACUUUACUGGGCGUACUCAGUCGGAAGCAAUCAACUGCCGAGAGUAAAAUAAAAGGAAAAGAGAAGGAUCCAAAACUUUUAGACUUUUUUUCUUUUGGAAGCACGCCAAAGCCUAAUGGAAAGCCUCCGUUUAGGAUUACAGUGACGUUUUACAAUAUGUAAUCAGUCUGUGAAUCACCUGGAUUCAAAGUUGUCUUCGCUGGAAGAAAAGAUUUAGCCAAAGACAUGAAUAUCAAACCACAGGAGCUCAGGGCUUAAAAAGGCAAUCGCUAUGGCAGCACAAUUCAGCAUAGACGAUGCCUUUGUGUUGGAGGGAGAUGAGGAGGGAGGCACGUCUGAUGGUGAGACGGAAAGAUGGACAGGUCGAGACAUCGACAGAGAUGGGGCAGAGAUGACGUUUGGUCCUCUCACCUUUUCUAAACCUCAGACUCAUCCACUGCCUGUUACCACCAGCUCCCAGGACCACAGUAACCUGAAGUACCAGAAUCUGGAAAAUGAAGAGGCCUUUGGAAGUAACGGUACUUCCUCCUUUAACAACAUCUUCAAAAUCAGUGACCCGUCCACCCUGUCAUACUGCAGCUCUCAGUGGUCCUUCAGCACACUGAGUUCUGUCACGCAGCUUUCUGCACACUGCUGCGGGUGGGUGUCCCAUCCACUAGUGAAGAAAAAUAGAAGAGUCGUCCUGGCCUCCUUUCUUCUCCUAAUCUUUGGGCUUGCCCUUAUUGUUACAGGUGUUAUCAUACAGCUGAAUCCGAAUGCAGGAGUGUCAAGUGCGAUAUUCUUUGUCCCUGGAUUUCUUCUCUUCAUCCCUGGAGUUUAUCAUGUGAUUUACAUCAGCUGUGCUGUCCGGGGAAGAAGAGGCUUCAAACUGUUCUACCUGCCUUACUUUGAAAAAUGACACAACUUUUUAACUACAUUUCCACUCGCUGUGAUUUUGUCACACAUUACACCAGUAUUUAAUUGUUACAUGCUUUAUGUUGUUUUUUUCUUGUCAUUGUCAUGACCACUAAUUUAACCACUCAGUGUCUAGAGUGUGUUUCUACAUUAUGAACUGACACUAUUGUGUAGAAGCAUGAAGAGAAGGACAUUGUUUUAACCUGUGUUUCAUUGUGUGAAUGAUGACUGUGAAUUUGCAAUUAAAAGGCUGAUUGUUUUUUAAUGUA